This is a messenger RNA of Paramuricea clavata, 2755 nucleotides long. Lineage: Eukaryota; Metazoa; Cnidaria; Anthozoa; Malacalcyonacea; Plexauridae. The record is from the annotation of a GenBank genome assembly.
UCGGAAAAAUGUCUACACCUGCAGUUAGGUGGAAUAAAGCCUUCAUUUGGAAACUUUAUUCCACUUGACUGAAAACCUAGCUGGGCUGUUUCGUUUAUUAAUAACUAUAUAUUAUCUUAACGAAAUUCGCUUCUUUCCAGGUGCAUGCUUAUCGCAAGGAUAAUACUGCAUCGGAAAUGUAUGACAAGGACAUCUUUUUAAUGCAGGUUUGGUUUAAAUCUGAUUUUAAAACUAAUUAAUCGUUCAUGAGCAAAAGACAAAGGAAAUCACGACCGCGUGUUUGUGGUUUAAAAUCUGGUUUCCAUCUGGUCGUAAUGUUCGAGUCACGAUCUUUCUCAACGGCCAGUUUAUAACUUAUAAUAGUUUAUACCUGUUAACCACAUAAAUCAUAAGUAUUCUCUAGUUUUUUUUCUGUGUUGGUGCUAAUAUGUAUUCAAGUGAAUAUGAUGUUUGUGAUGUUAUACUCUGAGUGAGUGUAUAUAUAUACACACCGGAGUGGGGUGAUUGGUGGAUAUACAUACGGAUAUACACUCAGAGUAACUGAGCGUAUAUCCACACAAGUGGAUAUACAACUCAGAGUAACUACUGAGUGUAUAUCCACACCGGAGUGGGGUGAUCGUCCGGUGUGGAUAUACAAUACGCGGAGUUAUUGUCCGCGGUGUGGAUAUACACACUGAGUGUAUAUCCACACCGAAAAAUCACUCCGCGUAUUUUCAGUUCUAAAAUGUUGUAUUUCGGCUGAUGAGAAAUAUCGUGACUCAAUCUUUACGACCGUUAGGACCCUAUGGAGAUUGGGUUUAUAUGUGAUAAAAAAUCAUGUUAAUUCACAUCAACUUUUAGCUUUGAUUUUCUCGGCUUUGACAAUUAACGUUGCUUUUUAAAAUUACUUCGCCAGUGAAUUCAUCAGAUGGAUCGUUGUUUUUGAGCCAUUUAAAACACCCGCAGUUCGUGCUUUAUCAGAUAUAAGACACUCGAAUGUCGCCUCGUUUUUAUAUCUGAUAAAGCAUUACUGCUCGCGUUUUAAGUACUUAUUCUCUUACGAAUUAUAAAUUCUCUCAUUUUUAUACUGUUCCGGAUAUUAUUUUAGUAAUUGUUUUCUAUAUUCUUUCAGGUUUUAUUAUCCUGUAUGGACAAAGACUACUUUCUCCAUGUUGUUUUAGAAAUGUUUAAACUGCUGCCUUGGUCAUCGUAUGUAUAUUUAACCUCCUAUUUUUUAAUUUUGUACAAUAUUUCAAUUCCGACUAUGAGGACUGGACUAGAUUUCAAGUCCUCGCAAUUGGAUCAAAAUGCGAGGACUGGAAAUCUAGUCCAGUCCGAAUUGGAGGAUUUGAAUCGGACAUCUCAUGCGAAUAAAUUACUACUUAAUUAAUUUUUAUCCAGUUCAAGGACUGAAUUAAUUUUGAUCCGAUCCCAAGACUGGAUCAAUGUCAGAAUACCUUACAAAAGAUUGUCAGAAUACCUUACAAAAGAUUGCUAAGCCUUGCUCGAAACUGUACCACUUGUUGCCGUCAAUUCGCGGAAACGUCCAUCAUGGACAGAGUUUGAGAAAUAAUAAUCAAUUAUCGCUUCCCAAAUGUAGAACUGAGAGGUUUUAAGAACAGUUUUAUCCCGGCAAUGUGCUAUAGUCAAGUUGACGUAUAGGCCUUUAUGGUCUUAACUUUUAUAUUAGGUUUUAACAUUUAUAUUAGAUAUAUAGUAAUUCAUAUUUUAGUAUAUUUUUGUAAAUUUUAGUAUAUUUCCAUGUAUAAGCAGCAUAUCGUAAUUCAUUUUCAAUGCGAUAAUAUGCAAAUAAACCAUUAAUAAUAAUAAUAAUAAUAAUGAUAAUGAUAAUGAUAAUAAUAAUAAUAAUAAUAAUAAUAAUAAUGAUGAUAAUGAUAAUGAUAAUGAUAAUAAUAAUAAUAAUCAAUAUACUUCAACAGGUAUCCAGUAUUAUCGUGUGAGCAAAAUAAAGCAGUAUGGUUGGCUAAUUUACUCAUGAAUUAUUAAUGAGUUUGAGAUAUUUAAAUAGCCGUAAAAAUGUUCUAUUGCCUGUAUUAGAUGAUGUAUUUCUCUUAAGUCAAGAGGAGAAUCUUUUGUAUGUUACGUAACGCGCGCUCAGAACUAAUGAAUAUAUACUUUUUCACUUGCAUGGUUAGGACUAUAUUCAAUUUUUAAAUUUUUUUUCGUUUCACAAGUGGCAAACAAACUUAAAAAGUAUGUUCAGCGCUUUAUCUGUAAAAUUAUGCUAAGAUGACGAGAUUUUAGAUGGUACGCCAAACAGAAAAUGAUGUUUGAACUUUGAAGUUCAGUAAGUUUUCUUAUAUUGCUGUAUAAAUACGGCGUCAAUUUUACAGCUUCAAUGAUAAUUGUAUGUAAAUUGACAAUACUUAACUAUUAUUUUGUGGUUCUCAACCGCCAGAUACAUUUAAAAAGUUUGCUAAUGGUGUAAAGUACAAAAUAAAGCUAAAACAAAGUACUUUUGAGAGGAACGCCAAAAAGAGUUUAUGUUUUGAAUGCUUCUCUUCGCAAAUACACGAAAUAUUAGACAAAAAAUUGUCUUUUAAUCGCUCUCGUAUUAUUUUCUCUCGUAGAUCAAGCUACAAUGUCGAUAAGAGUGACGAGGUGUGUUUCAUAUCAGUAAUUAUAUUUCGGAGGUUGUGAGACUUGUGACUUCAAAUAACCCGAAAUUAUAUUGUUUUAGAUCAGGAUAAAUCAAGAGCUCGCAUUAGCUGGCGAGUUUCUUCAUCUUUUGAUCAUAAUACUGGGUGAGCAUUAG